Messenger RNA from Temnothorax curvispinosus, 1679 nucleotides. Its product is annotated as elongation factor 1-delta-like. Gene Ontology annotation, molecular function: damaged DNA binding; guanyl-nucleotide exchange factor activity; translation elongation factor activity. The coding region runs from base 198 to 1304 and encodes 368 amino acids. Gene Ontology annotation, biological process: protection from non-homologous end joining at telomere; double-strand break repair via nonhomologous end joining; interstrand cross-link repair. The record is from RefSeq and is a predicted model, not a curated record. Gene Ontology annotation, cellular component: cytosol; eukaryotic translation elongation factor 1 complex. The transcript is spliced from 2 exons. Lineage: Eukaryota; Metazoa; Arthropoda; Insecta; Hymenoptera; Formicidae.
GGUAUCCAAUAGAGAAAUUUGCUGCACGUGGUGGAAGGAGAGGAAAGCAGGAAAGUCGUAUUGUCUGGAAUCUGGUAUCCUCGUACCUUUGCACGUUUCCUCCGGCACGUACUGCAAUUUUGGCCACGAUUUUGGAACGAUUAUUGGAGCCAAUUUCGGUAUUUGGACGCGGCUUGAGGAACAUUUUAUGCAUCAGAAUGUCAACGUUCCUUGGGCUUAUCGAGGAGAUACCAGGCAUCUCGGUGGAUCGUUUUGAUGGAGAAAACUUGAAAUCCUCUGCGUAUUUUCUUAGCCAUUGUCACACUGAUCAUAUGAAAGGCUUGAACUAUGCAUUUUUUGAACAUUUAAGACAGCAUAAAAAGUACCUUUAUUGUACUCCUAUCAGUAAAGUAUUCUUAGAAGCUAAGUAUGAUAAUUCAGAAACCUGCGUAAAGGACAUUGAGAUAAAAAAAAAAUUCGAAAUUGAGUAUAAAAGCGUAGGUGACGAUGAAAAGACUGUUCUUUAUGUAACAUGUAUUCCUGCUGGACAUUGUCCCGGCUCUGUGAUGUUUCUUUUUGAAAAAAUGGAGAAAUUAAUAUUAUAUACUGGAGAUUUUAGAAUCAAUCCAAGAGAUUACGAAAAACUAAGUCCGCUGCAUCACAUAGAUUUCAAUAAUAGCUAUCCAAAGAAGUUUGCCAAAAUGUACUUAGACACAACAUUUUUGGAUCGCGAUUUUGCCUAUUUCCCGACAAGAAGAGACAGUAUGAAUGUGAUGUAUAAAGUUGUGAAGGAAUGGCUAGAUAAAAGCUCAAGGAAUGUCGUUAUUCUGGAAUGUUCCGCUACAUAUGGUUCUGAGUAUCUCUACAGGGAGCUGUCAAAAUUUUUUAACUUACCUAUUCACGUUAUGGAUUACGUAUAUGAGAGCUAUUGUCGUAUCGGUGACUUGGAACAUCACAUUACAAAUAAUCCAUUCGCUACGCGUAUACAUGCAUGUAUGGGGAAACUAGACGUUCUAAACCUGAACGGUUUGAAAUGUCGUACUGAUAUCCUCGAGAAGGAAAUAUUAAUUGUUGUACCGUCAGUAAUGAAAUGGAAGGGCAGGGAUACGAGUGUAGUUGGAGAAUGGGAUUGUACUAGGAACAGGACGUUUAAUGUGUGUUACUCCACACAUGCUUCUUGUCAUGAACUUGAGGAAUUUAUACGAUACUUUAAACCAGAGGAUAUAUAUCCUUGUGUAUGUCCAGAAGAUGCAAAAUACAGAGUAUUUUAUUUGCUACGUGAAAUUAAAAAUAAAAUUAAAAAAGAAAGGGGCGAUGCAGUUUAAAAUUAUUAAAAAUACAUGUUAAAUUCUUAAGCGCGAAGUUAAAGGUAAACCGCUAGGUAUCUAAUAAUAAUGAUGAUGAUAAUUCUCUCUUAAGUUAAUAGAUAAUUUGUUCUCAAUUUUUGCUAAUUUUGAUUCUCUAAUUGUAUUAAGCUUAUAAUUACGCGCCGUUAACAGAUACGUUACUGUUAUAUUAUAUUAGAUAUAAAAGUUUGUAUUUUUAUACAAUAAAAUAUAAUGAAUGUUAUACUAAUUAAUGAUAUCCUUAUUCUUAAACUGAGUCUUGAACGCGGUGUGAGAGGAGUAAUUUGAAGAACCAUAUUUACUACCGCAUGCAAAUUGAACCUUUUUUUUUAUAUCUUGCUUCUCUUAUCUUGU